Athalia rosae (coleseed sawfly) is the source of this 2558-nucleotide messenger RNA. Its product is annotated as homeobox protein OTX2-like. Gene Ontology annotation, biological process: regulation of transcription by RNA polymerase II. The record is from RefSeq and is a predicted model, not a curated record. The transcript is spliced from 4 exons. Gene Ontology annotation, molecular function: DNA-binding transcription factor activity, RNA polymerase II-specific; RNA polymerase II cis-regulatory region sequence-specific DNA binding. The coding region runs from base 126 to 1700 and encodes 524 amino acids. Lineage: Eukaryota; Metazoa; Arthropoda; Insecta; Hymenoptera; Athaliidae. Gene Ontology annotation, cellular component: nucleus.
GAGACGAGCGGGAAAUACAGCAGGUCGUACCUGUAACGAUAUCGAGGCGAUUCGGACGCGAUCGACGAUGUAAUUGAAAUCGCGGUGCGCACGAGACAGUCGAUGAUAUUCCCACGGGGGAGGGAAUGGUUCGGACGGCACUCGGCGAUCCGGACGACAGUCGAGGGACUCUCGUCGCCCAGGUGGAGGAAUACGUAGAGAGUCACGUCGCGACGAAAGGAGUAGGAGUAGUAGGAGGAGGAGGCGGCGUAAGAGGAGUAGACGUCGACGUAGUCCUCGUCGAGGAUCGUUGCGACGGAGUUCGGGGGAUCGACGACGAUUCGCCGCCGGUUUCCAAUAUCGAGUCGACGUUAUCCUCGCGUCUAUCCCACCAGGAAUCGAAUCGUCGGGAUAAUUUCGUCGUCGGCGACUCCCGCGUCGGUUACAAUCGCACCACGGAUUGGUGGUCGCAUCAGGGGGACGACGCCGUCGAAGAUUGUAGAAAGAAUCGGCUGUUCAGCGGCGACGCUAUCGCCGUCGAUCGCGACGUUCACCGGCAAUAUAUCCACAUCGGUAACUCCGAGGAGGAUCAACGGCUCGACAGGGGCGCCGCAGCGGUGGCGGGGGACCUGGCGUGCCUCGCGGGAUACAUGGCGGGCUACCUGAAGGCGGCGGGGGCUACUUGUGCCCCUACCGGAAGCCCCCAGUACCAUCCUGCCCACGGACAUCCAGGGAUGGGAGGGCAUCCGCACCCCGGUGCUCCUCAUCCUUUCGCUCUGGCGUCGCAUCCGCACCCGCAUCCCCAUCCAUUGGAUCACGGACUGGCCGCUGCGUUUCCACAGGGAAUGAAUCAGAGGAAGCAGAGAAGAGAACGAACGACCUUCACCAGAGCUCAACUCGACGUCUUGGAGGGCCUAUUUUCGAAAACAAGAUACCCCGACAUAUUCAUGAGGGAAGAAGUCGCCCUCAAGAUCAACCUCCCCGAGUCCAGAGUUCAGGUAUGGUUCAAAAACCGUCGUGCCAAGUGUCGUCAGCAACUGCAGCAGCAACAGCAGCAAACAACGCCCCCGAAGGGCUCGCCUAGGACCACCCAGUCGUCUACGCAGAACGCCGGUAGCAAAUUGUCGUCGGGUGUAACGGCGUCCACACGGCGUUCCUCCCCGGCGUCUCCGCCGCGCGGCAAGGAGGCGCCAGCGCCGAAUUCGCCGUUGCUGACGAACAACACGUCGUACCCGAGGCUGGGCGCUACGCCGACGGGCGCCGGAAGCGGGGCGAGCAGCGCGUUGACGACACCGUCGCCACCCCUGACGCCGGGAUCGAGUCAGCUACCGCCGUCCUCUUACCCGCCGCCAAUGAACCAGAUACACCACGGCGAUUACGGUUUCCCGUGGAGCUCGGCGUCGCCGGGAUCGGUGAACGCCGGACAGUGUUACGCCGGUCAAACGCCGUACAACGCGUACCAGAAUCCCUACGCGCCGUCGGAUUAUUAUCACCAGACACAGAUAUCGCAGAUAUCACAGAUGCACCAUAGCCCCCAAUCGAAUUAUCACCAUCAUCACCAUCCGCAGUACCACCACAACAUGUCGCUGACGUCGUCCAUGUCGCACAUCGGCGGUGGACCGCAUCUGAACGCCGGCGGUCCAACGGGAAACGAUCAUCACGGCGUAGCCAAUUCACCGGACUAUAUUCUACCUGAUCAGAAAUAUCAAGCGAUGGUCUAGCCAAAAAAUUUCUUUUAAAAACACAACAACGGUACACGGUACGAUUUAACGAAACUACUAGCGAGACGUGGAUCACGGACGUGGACCGCGAUGACCUCGAACGACCUCGAGGACUCUCCAUUGGAAACACGGUAGCUGACGAGGUGGAGCAUUCUGCGUAAGAAAUUUCGAUCCAUUAUUUCGAUCAUUUCGGUUUUAUUUUCUUUCGAUACCUCCUUUGUUUUUUGUUUUUUUUUUCGUUUUGUUUUUCCGUUCAAUUUUCUUUUCACGAAAUCGUGAUUCUGUGAUUCGCACGUGGUUGAGCGAUCGCUGAUGAAUUUUCAGUAUCGGAAAUCAUUACCUUUUUUCGUUUUUUUACUCGUGCUGUAUCGCGGGUGAACCGAAUCGCGUAUUUAAUUAUAAUUUUACAAAUCUGAUGUUUUUUUUAAUAUCGCGUUGUAUUGAAUGACCGAACGGAUUUUUACCUUGACUCGAAUACGCCGGUGCCCGACAAACGACGAGAAAAACGAAACAAGUCAUGUUACAGUUUCUUUUUUUCAUCAAUUUUUUGUUUUUUUUUUUCUCUCGAUCAUUUUUUUCAUUCGCAAGGUGAACGCGACAUUAGCGUUUCACUUGACACGUCGAAUUGGGUUACGCGUUUCAUUUUUCCAUCGAACGUCUCGCCGAUUUUUUUUUUUUUUUUUCUCGCCAUGUCUUCCUGAUCCCGUCAGAUAUAUAUAUAUAUAGAAAUGAAUGUGAAACUAGAAUAAAGAGAAAAAAUUAACGUAAAACAUUGAAGCAAAGAAAAAUACCAAGCAUACUACACGUGAUAUGCUGUAAAUUUUCGAGACGAUGAAGAAAAAAAAAAAAAAAGAAGAA